Schizosaccharomyces japonicus yFS275 is the source of this 1500-nucleotide messenger RNA. RefSeq names its product SGT1-like protein Git7. Gene Ontology annotation, molecular function: protein-folding chaperone binding. Gene Ontology annotation, cellular component: cytoplasm; nucleus. Bases 211 to 1326 code for a protein of 371 amino acids. Lineage: Eukaryota; Fungi; Ascomycota; Schizosaccharomycetes; Schizosaccharomycetales; Schizosaccharomycetaceae. The transcript is spliced from 3 exons. The record is from RefSeq and is a predicted model, not a curated record. Gene Ontology annotation, biological process: adenylate cyclase-activating glucose-activated G protein-coupled receptor signaling pathway.
CAACGUUUCUGCUCAUUUCUAUAGCACAAACACAUGUACAGAUGUACACACAAACUGUGGUAUUUUCCAGAAUUUUUUUUGUUCACAUGCGCCUAUAAUACUACUAUCCCUAAGUUUAAUGACCAAUUAAGCUAGAAACAGACAAUUUGAAGCAUUCGCAGAAGAAAAUCAAUACCUUAUAAAUACCGCUAAACGGAAAUAUCUAGCCAAAUGGAUUUUGUAAACUCUGCAAUAAAAGAAAAUGAUUGGGAAGCAGCUUUAAACGGAUUAAAUGAACUGCUCAAAUCAGACCCAGUUUUGCUGGAUGGAUACCUCAAGCGGGCUACGGUCUAUAAUUCCAUGCAGAAGCCUUUACGGGCACGCAAGGAUGCUGAAUGUGCUGUAAUUAUAGCAUUGUACACGAAAAAUGGAAUGGCCUGCGGAAAUGCACAAAUACUGAGGGGAAUUAGUUACUUUUGUACAGAGGAAUACGCAAACGCCGGGCUCUGUUUUCAAUGGGCAAAAGAACACAUUUAUAAAGAUAAGGAACUCGAAUCUUGGAUAGCAAAAACCGAAAAAGAACUAGCGAAUGCUACAGAGGAGGAGAUGAAGACAGUAACGGUAACGAAACGACCCCAGAACAACGAACUUGAGAAUUUGAUCAAGGACUUGUCACUUAGUCUUGACAAAAAAGAACAAUGUUCAGCAAAAACAACAGCGGUAAAAGCAACAACGUUAGCUCAGAAAGUACGAUACGACUGGUCCCAGUCGGAUAACUACGUGAGCAUAGACAUUUAUGCCAAAAAUGUCGACCCCAGUUCCGUACAUUACGAACUCACUUGCAAUAAUCUUUCCCUAAACUUUGCACUACCUGACAACAGUGUAUACACCCUUACGCUAGAACCACUGUACGAUGAGAUUGCAACGGAAGAUUCAACCUUAGACAUUCGCAGGACCAAAAUAGAGAUCAGUUUGAAGAAACGAAAUGGAUGUAUAAAAUGGGAGGCGUUACAACAAAAAGAUAAUCAUUCCAAUAUCCAGAGAGUGCACUCUUCCGUAUCAACAACUCCAUCCUCAGCUACUGCAACUUCACAUAAACAAAAUAAAAAAAACUGGGAUAAUCUGGUAGCAGAAUUGGAAGAGGAUGAACCGCAAGCAUCGGGAGAAGCCGCCCUUAACAAUUUAUUUCAACAAAUCUAUCAUGAUGCCGACGAUGACACACGCCGUGCGAUGAUGAAAAGCUUUGUUGAAAGCAAUGGUACUGCACUCUCAACGAACUGGAACGAUGUAGGUACGCGAAAGUUUGAAACGAAGCCUCCGAAAGGAGUUGAACCGAAGAAAUGGUAGCACGUAUUUCAGAGAAUAAAUACAUAUUGAACAAGAACGGGACAGCAUAUGUGGCAAUGCUUUUCAGAAAUUAAUGUCGGUAAAUUUCAGUAACAUAGCCAAAGACAAUAAUAAAGGAAUCAAAUAUGAAGGCCAAAAAAGAGCUGCAAAAUAAAAAUGAACUAGCAAAAAACA